Molecule: messenger RNA, 1014 nt
Organism: Mus caroli (Ryukyu mouse)
Lineage: Eukaryota; Metazoa; Chordata; Mammalia; Rodentia; Muridae
Gene: Mrps6
Product: mitochondrial ribosomal protein S6
Biological process (GO): translation
Cellular component (GO): ribosome; mitochondrial small ribosomal subunit
Molecular function (GO): small ribosomal subunit rRNA binding; structural constituent of ribosome
Source: RefSeq, a predicted model, not a curated record
AUGUUAGGUCUGGUGAUGAUGGUCAGCUAUCUUGAGAAUUAUGGCUCGGGGGACACAGACACGGCCCGGGAGGGCAGGCAGGCAGCCGUUGAGGUGCAAGUGCAAGGCGCCCUCCGGGAGAGGGGCGGGGCGGAGCCGGGUGGGCGGGGCUCUCGGUGGGCGGGGCGAGCCGUCUGCGCAGCUGCGGGAGCCUUUAAACCCGGCCUCGCGGGGUCGCACGGUGCUUUCGCCGCCCGGGAGCUGACCGGCCGCGUCCCCCUCUCGUCUUCCUCUGCGCCCCGCGUCCCCGCCCUCGCGACCCCGGCUCUCCUGGACUCGGCGCGGCCAUCCCGGGCGAUGCCCCGCUACGAGUUGGCUUUGAUUCUGAAAGCCAUGCGGCGGCCAGAGACCGCUGCUGCUUUGAAACGUACAAUAGAAUCCCUGAUGGACCGAGGAGCCAUAGUGAGGAACUUGGAAAGCCUGGGUGAGCGUGCACUUCCAUACAGGAUCUCGAGUCACAGCCAGCAGCACAGCCGAGGAGGGUAUUUCCUGGUGGAUUUUUAUGCUCCAACAAGUGCUGUGGAGAACAUACUGGAACACUUGGCGCGAGACAUUGAUGUGGUUAGACCAAAUAUUGUGAAACACCCUCUGACCCAGGAAGUAAAAGAGUGUGACGGCAUAGUCCCAGUCCCACUUGAAGAAAAACUGUAUUCAACAAAGAGGAGGAAGAAGUGAGAAGAUUGACCAGAUUUUGGCCUUAUAUUUAAUUCUAAGGGCACUAUGGGUGCUGUAGGUGUUGUCUAGGAUACUUUAGCCCAUGACCAUUUUGCUGCAGGAGGUAGAAACUGCUGGCCGAGACCUGCCCUGUCGUCUCUGAUGAGAUUUCAUCCCACUUGUGGGGCUUGUCGGGAGUGGGGAUGUUCACAGUACCACUGCAGCGUUUCCAAGAGCAAAAUGUUUGUCAUUCACACUUGGUUGUCUUGCAAGCCUAUAUGGAUCACUGGGAGCAGAGUAAUAAACAUGACUUUAUCAACA